UAUGAAUAGUUUAUAUAAAAUAUAUUUAAGAUACCAAGCUCUCAUACGUGCCUUUAAAUCUACUAAAUUAUAUUCUUAGAUAUGCCUAAUUUAAAUCAGAAUAAGAAGACUAAAAGCUCAACAGAGUUUUGAGUUGGGCAGAAUUUUAUGGGCAAUACAUUUUAUCAACAUUAUUCUUAUUGUGGAUUGCUACUAAAAGUGAAGAAAAUAUUAACAUCAUAAACUCUAUUAUAAAAGAUU
Molecule: messenger RNA, 240 nt
Organism: Paramecium primaurelia
Lineage: Eukaryota; Ciliophora; Oligohymenophorea; Peniculida; Parameciidae
Source: the annotation of a GenBank genome assembly